This is a messenger RNA of Coffea arabica (coffee), 3006 nucleotides long. Its product is annotated as BTB/POZ domain and ankyrin repeat-containing protein NPR1. Gene Ontology annotation, cellular component: nucleus. Gene Ontology annotation, molecular function: protein binding. Gene Ontology annotation, biological process: defense response to fungus; defense response to bacterium; systemic acquired resistance, salicylic acid mediated signaling pathway. Lineage: Eukaryota; Viridiplantae; Streptophyta; Magnoliopsida; Gentianales; Rubiaceae. The record is from RefSeq and is a predicted model, not a curated record.
CGAGAAUUCUGCUUGAAGGUUGCUUAAAAUAUCGCUUUUGGGUCCGCCUAGCUUUUUCUUAUGGUGUUUUAGGAGUUGAGUUGGGAUCGGGGUUAAAUGGGCUAUGUGCAUAAAAGAGAAGAUAAAGAGAGUUAAACUCACCUAAGUGAUUAUGCUUUGGAUAAAAGUCAGAAGUUGGUGAUGGUGGAUUCUUGGAUUGGUGCCUCUGUAGUUGUUCUGAAAUCUGGCGUCUGAAUGUGACUUCAUCAGAUGCCUAAAUUGAGUUUGGCACCAAGAGCUACGGAUGGGGUUCCUAUUACUUUAGAGUUGUUGAAUCUUUUUGCUUAAUUCAGUUGUUACUCAGUAAUCCAAUGGAUAUAGAGAAGGGAAACAGUGUAUCUUCUGCUGGCCAUGAGGUAGACGAAAGUGGCAGAUUCUUCAGUUUUACUCAACUAAGUGGUAGUCUUCAAAAGCUUUUGCAUGAUGCUGAGUUUGACUACAGUGAUGCGGAGAUUGUUGUCGAAGGAACUUCUGUGGGUGUAAAUCGCUGUAUUUUGGCUUCACGAAGUCCAUUUUUCCAUGAAUUGUUUAAGAAGGGUAAUGAUACUGGCUCUGCAAAUGAAAGUAAACCAAACUAUGUCAUAGAAGAACUGGUGCCCCAUGGCAAGAUAGGAUAUGAAGCAUUUUUGGUUUUCUUGAAUUAUGUUUAUACUGGAAAGCUCAAGCCUUCUCCACUAGAGGUUUCAACAUGUGUUGAUGAGUCUUGUGCUCAUGAUGCGUGUGCCCCUGCAAUUAACUAUGCAGUGGAGCUUAUGUAUGCUUCUGCUACAUUUCAAAUGGAAGAACUAGUUCUGGUUGUUCAGCGUCGGCUUCUUAACUUUGUUGAUAAGGCUCUUGUAGAAGAUGCAAUUCCAAUAGUUGUAGUAGCCCUCCACCAGCAGUUGAAUGAGCUCCUUUCAUACUGUAUCCAGAGAAUAGCACAUUCAAAUCUUGAUAAUCUCACUCUUGAAAAACAGCUUCCACAUGAAGUUCUGACAGAUAUUAAAUGCUUCAGGAAACAACUUAACCAAGACCUGGAGCAUGUCACUGGUGAAGCAAAUUCAGUGUCUGACAAGAGAAUCAGAAGGAUACACAAAGCAUUAGACUCUGGUGAUGUAGAAUUGUUGAAAUUAAUUCUGGAUGAAUAUACUAUUACCUUAGAUGAUGCUUUUGCUCUUCAUUAUGCUGCUGCGUAUUGCAACCCUAAGGUUGUCAUUGAGGUGCUCAAUCUGGGCAAUGCUAAUCUCAAUCUUAGAAAUACUCAAGGAUAUACCGUACUUCAUGUGGCAGCUAGGCGCAAGGAUCCAUUAGUGAUCAUCAGCCUUCUCAGCAAGGGAGCAUAUGUGUUAGAUUCUACAAUUGAUGGACAAUCAUCAAUUACAAUUUGUCGGAGGUUGACUCGGCGUAAGGAUUAUAAUGAAUCAAUAAAGCCUGGACAGGAAACUAAUAAAGACAGAUUAUGCAUUGAUGUGUUGGAAAAAGAAAUGCAUAGAAAUCCACUAGCUGGUACUCUGUGUAUGUCAUCAAUUGUGGUGGGAGAUGAUUUGAUUAUGAAGCUGCUGAUCCUUGAAAAUAGAGUGGCAUUUGCACAAAUAUUAUUUCCCCGAGAAGCUAUGCUAGCAAUGGAAAUAGCCAAUGUGCAUUCAACCUCAGCACCUGAAUUCUCGCAUCCAAAUAUGAUUGAUUUGAAUGAGAUACCAUAUGAGCAAGUAAAACGACUUCAAUUGCGGCUACAAGCCAUGCAAAAAUCAGUGGAGAUUGGUCGGCACUUUUUUCCCAAUUGUUCUUUAGUUUUGGAUAAAUUUUUGGAGGAUCACAUGCAAGAGACUCUCAUGUUUAAUUCUCCAGAGAAGGAGCAGACUAAGAAGAAGAUGCCUUACUUAGAACUCAAGCUGGAGGUAAUGAAUGCAUCUGAUGAAGACAAAGGUGAAAGUAACUGGCUGAGCAUUUCAACUUCUAUCUCUUCUUGUUCAUCUUCUACCAAGGCUAGUGUUGACAUUAAUGUUAGGAAACGAAAAUCAACAAGUUCAAUUGAUGGAGAAAUGUCCACGACAAUCUGCCAGAGGUUUACUCAACCAAUGGAUUUUAAGGAAACAACAAAUGCAAUGACUGGUGAUAUAUCUAUGUCAUCGAUGGUGCUGGCUGAUGAUGUGGUUAUGAGGCUGCUGCUACUUGAAAAUAGAGCUUCCAUUAUACGAGCAUUACUUCCCUCUGAAGUCAAGCUGGCAAUGGAGAUAGCAGAUACAGAUUCAUCCUCAGAGUUUCACACCUUUUCAGCAUCCAGCACCUUGUGCGGAAACUUGAAAACGGUCGACUUGAACGAAAGUCCGUUGGAGCAAGAAAAACGACUUCAAGCUCGGUUACAGGCCUUGGGAAAAGCAGUGGAGAAGGGUCGCCAAUUUUAUCCCAGUUGCUGUGAAGUUCUUGGCAGGUUUCUGGAAAAUGAUGCAGAGGAUGUAAGAAUCAAAGAAAUUAAGGAGGAGAUCACUAAGGCAUUUGAGACAGACAAAGCUAGAAUUCACUCAACACACUUUUCCGCACCUUCACCAAGUGAAACCGAUACUGACUUCUUGUUGGAGAAGUUCGGAAAGCUGCUGAAAGGAAUUAAUAUAACAAGUAAAAGACAAACCAUGGGACUCGAUGAGGCAAUGAUGGCAUUCAAUAAUAUAGAUAAAGAUAGGAAUUUCUCAUCAUCAUCUUCUUCUGGCACAAUAUCUAGUGUGAAUCAAGGUGCUGGCCGUGGGAAAAGAUCAUUGUGCUAAAUUUGGUUCUUCAUGAGCAUGGGAACAUUCAUUGCCAUCUGUUUCAAGCUCAAAUACAGCCUAUGGCUUACUAAAAUCAAGUUUUUCUUCUUGUAAACGUAUGAUAAUAGAUCAUGAACUAGCUGUAUUAAUCUAUAUUAAUCCCAGGUAUGCUAUCAAUGUCCCUUUUCUUCUAGGUGUUUUUAGCUUACAAGAGCACGAUAAUGAAAUUAUGAACUUGCUAUAA